AGGAAUGAAUCUUACGGAAUCGUCAAAUGGAUAUGUUUUCAAAAACGGCCGUAGGUUGGAUUUGUGCGUUAAAUGUUCCAAAACAUCUGCAUUCAUAGGUCAGUCCAAAACACCUUACUGUGAAGAAUGUUAUCUGAUUUUGGUCAAAGGAAAAUUCAGAAGUACCAUUAGUAAAAGAAGAAUAUUAAAGGAUAGAGAGAGGAAAGUCCUCGUAAUAUUGAAUGGGUCAAAGGAGUCUGCAUUCCUUUUCCGACAAGUCGAAGACGCUAUGAAACAAACGAAUUUUAAGCGGCUCAUACUUGAGCCAUCUUUCAUCUUCCUCUUGUCUGCGGACAUGACCGAUGUACGGGUUGUGGAGGAACACUUGGCCGUUCUUCGACGAGCACUGCCGGGGUCAUAUAAGAUGGUUCAUCUGGCUGCCAUUUUUGGUGAUAUUCAUAUGCUCGAUGAUGGCACGUGUUCCGGACUGCAAUAUCUUCCUCAACUAAAGGAAUUUCUUGCCUCGUUUCGGACAGCUGUGUCCCGUGAAGAAGCCGUACGAAUUUUGAAGGUGCGAGUCCUUCAAAAGUUAUCACGACUUACAGAAGUGCCAAAGGUAAUGCUACCAUGCAACAGUGAUGAGCUUGCACAGCUAAUGAUCUCUCAACUCUGUCUUGGAAGAGGUGGAUCGGUGUCAAGAAUGACUGAUGUUGUCGAGAAAACGCGAUCAGGAACGAUAUUCAUUCGACCACUACGAGAUAUCACUUCUGCAGAAAUUGCGACGGCGCUUCGUUUAGAAAAUGUGGAAAAUUACGCACUGCCUGAGCGGGAAGAUGCAUCGACUCCAAGCAAUCAUCUAUGCGAGGCGUCGAAGACGGUAUCCUUGCAGGAAAUGUCCUCUAAAUUUCUUAAUCACUUUGUGGAAGAAGGAUUUGAGGGCACAAUUCCUACGGUUCUUGGCAUCUCUAAUAAAAUCCAUCCGCCUGUCGAACAGUCUUGCUGCUCUAUAUGUGACUACCCUGUAAGCGGUAAGGAGGAUAUCUGUUAUGCGUGUACAAUAAUAAAAAACAAUAUGUCGCCCUCCCUUGUCCACUACCUUUGUUACUCAUGAUUGUUGUAUUGUGUUUUGAUUUGUUGUCACAUUUGUUUUGGAAGAUAAUCAAUCUCUAUCUAUCUUGUUUCGUUAGUUUUCAUUUAUUAUUAUGUUGUUAUCUCUUCGAGAGAAUAGGGUGAUGAGAUGCUGCUCACAAGAAAAUGGUCGGAAAUCAAAGUUGCCAAUCCA
Messenger RNA from Cylicocyclus nassatus, 1261 nucleotides. The record is from the annotation of a GenBank genome assembly. Lineage: Eukaryota; Metazoa; Nematoda; Chromadorea; Rhabditida; Strongylidae.